CAGAAUGGCCGAAUCAGAAGGAAGUACUGAUUUGAAAGAAGAAGAAAACAAUUCUUCAACACCCUCAGAAGAUAUUGUCAAGUUUAAAGACCCUUUGUUAACUGGUCUAGACAGAGAGAGUGACGAUGACGGGAUGGAAAGUCUUGACCUCGAUGCAUCCGGCCGGUCAGACAUCACUGUGUCAAGAAGUUCGAGUUUGAUCGCUAAUUUCCGACUGGAUGACUAUCAAGAUGGAGAGCUGAAGGAUCUGUUUGUGUUCGUGGAUAACCCCGAGAAACACAGCGGCACCAUCGAGACCUACAUCACGUUCAGAGUGUCCACUAAGACAACCAGGAGUAUAUUUGAUUCGACUGACUUCUGCGUUCGACGGCGUUACAAUGAUUUCUUGUGGCUCCGACAGAAGCUGGAAGAAACGUAUCAGACUCACCUUGUCCCUCCGCUACCAGAAAAGCACAGUUUGAAGAGACUGGAUCGAUUCAGUGCCGACUUCCUCCGAGUUCGCCAGGCCGCACUACAGAAGUUUCUCACACGUCUGGCUGAUCACCCGGUUCUCUCGUUUGACAAGAGCUUUCAAGCUUUCCUCACUUCAAAAGCAUGGGAGUUCCAGGCCCACAAGAAGCAGGUGUCGGGGAUACUAACGCGCGUGACGGAUUCGCUACACAACAUGGGCGCGUCGUACAUGAUGAAGAAUCGACCCCCAGAGUUCAUGACCAUGCAUGACUACGUUAACACCUUCAGUGACAAGGUUGCAGUCAUGGACAGAAUAUCGUCGAGGAUUCUCAAGGAACAAACUGACUAUUUGAGUGAAUUGAAUGAGUGGGGACCGGUCUACACGUUAUGGUCGAAUUCCGAAGAUCAGCUUAGUUCUUCUCUGCUGUGUAUGUCCAAAACUAUUGACAAGUGCUGUCACGCCCUCAAGGAAGUGAUUGACUCGACAGAUGACCAGCUUACCCAACCUCUCAGGGAAUACAUUUUAUACUCGGAGUGUAUCAAGGCAGUAUUACGUCGUAGAGACGCCAUGCAGAUGGAGUAUGACAUGAUAGUGGAUGAGCUCAACAAGAAGAAAGAAGAAAGAGAACAGGUGAAGACAUCGGAUCAGACGUAUUCAAUUGGUGCUUUUCUCGGCAAAGAUCCAGAGGAUGUGAAACAACAAAAACAGGAGAAGUUGGAGCAGCAGAUUCACGAGCUGACGUGUCAGAUGGAGAUGCUGAACGACCGGUCGGUGGUGGCGAACGCGGACCUCAAGUCGGACAUGGAGCGUUGGCACAAGACAAAGCAGCAUGACAUGAAGGAGAUUCUCGUCAGCAUGGCCGACCAACAGAUCGUGUACUACGAGAAGUGCCUUGCCGCAUGGGAGGAUGCAAUCAAGUCAUUCCAGAUCACAGGUCACAAGAAAGGGGAGACAACCACAGAAAAACCGAAAGACUUGCCAGCUGAAUCUGCCACAUAGAAAACGAACGAUGGUGUGAAAAAACCCCACCACAGUGUAACGUUAAUUACUGGCACACACAAUGUGUACGUCAGAUACUACAUAUUGCUGUUGUAAUUCUACAGAAUUUGAACAAACACCUAAACAACAUUUGUCACCUGUCUGGUAAGAACAUAACUAAUUAUGUUAUAUUCCAGUCUCUGAUCUGGUGCUCAGAACAGUUUACAUCAUUCCAAGAUAGGAAUCAACACAUGAGACAUUUUAACCAGAGCAGUGAUACCUGGCAGUAUAAUCACCAGAUCUCUAGCCUGUCAGAUAUUUGCUUCAUCCUAAUAAACACCAAUAGUGUCACUGACAAGCUAGGUACAUACAUUGUUUGAUAUAAAACUACUACUACCAAGAAAUACAAAUCAUCAGUAUUUAUGAAUAUAUAAAUUCCACCUUGGGGUCAUGCAUUACAUUCGUUACGUAUAUUCAUUUGGAUUUAUCAGUGAUGGCAUUGUGUAUAUUAUAUAUACAACGUGUUAUAUAGAAAAGUGAGAUUAACUCUUUCAGUCUUGUAAUAACUGGGGAUCAGGCAAUCUCUGUGGGAUGACUAGUACACUGAACUAAAGCUAGUGGUGAAAGAGUUAACUGUUGUGUGGAGACGGAACAAAAUUAUAAACUUAAAUGUAGGAAAAGUUGACUGUUUUAUUGUAAAGUGGGACGUUAUGACCUUUUUUAUUGGAAUAUGAGACAUUUUGUAUUCAACUGGAUUACUUGACAUUGUGGUAAAAUUACAGAAUAUAGAGGCAUUAUGACAUUUUAUUUUGCAAUAUAGGACAGUGACAUUUUGAACUGCAAUAUAGGACAGUGACAUUUUAUAUUGAAAUAAGACAUCAGCAUUUUGUAUUGCAAUAUAGGACAUUGACAGUUUUGAGUUCAAAUAUAGGACUUUGACAUUUUGUAUUGCAAUAUAGGACAUUGAUAUUUUGUAUUGAAAUAUAAGACAUCAACAUUUUGUAUUGAAAUAUAGAACUUUGACGUUUUAUAUGGCAGUGUUAUAUAUGACAUGACAUUUUGUAUUCAUUUGUAAUGUUCUAUUGUAGAAUUUGAAAUAAAUGUUGUAUAUUUGUACAGUAUUUAUUAAUUUGAAUUGUUGAUUUAUGAAUAUUACGGUAUGUUAUUCCUUAUUGGAUUGUGAAUGAUUGUUUUCUUUUUCUUGCUUAUGCAUAGGACAUAUUUAUUGACGGUUGUAUCGCUCUAGUCAUAUAUUAACAUAAAUGGCCUGUAGCAGUUGAGGAGAUGGCUCUGUGUGGGUAGAUCAUUAUCAGGGCUAUAUUUAGCUUGAAGUAACUUGGGGCAGGCAUCGAAAUAACAGUGAGUCUGGUAACCCAUGUACAGGUUGCCACAAAAUACAGUUCAGUAACUCGGUACCACAUUUUAUAGUUUCAUUAAUAUUGUAAAAUCCCUUCACAGACACUGAUACUUUGUUAUUCAUCCUGUCACUGUUCUCACUGGACUGAUCUAAAUAACACUGAAUUGAUUACUAUUGGGGUUAUGUACUUUUAGCUUAAUAAGGUGUUGUGGAGAACGAAAUACUAUUCACGACUUUGUGGCAACCUCCUGGUAACCUAAACGACCGUUUUCGAUAUAUUUUGAUGCCUGUUGGAGUAAAGUUUUAAAAAAUAUCAACAUGUGAACCAAAAGGGAGGUGUGUAUAUGGGUUUGGAGAAAUCUAUUUACACCAUUCAUUGUUCACUUAGGCAACAGAUUUCAUAGUGCCAAGCCAAUCAAUUUUUAUUAACCAGUGCCACCUAAUUUUUGUAAUGUUAACAGUUGCAAAUAUAUCUCAUCAUAACGGUAACCGUUUACAAUUGAAAAUACUCUGUACUCACCAAUAGUAGUAGCGCUUUCAUUUGUUGCUAACUAUUAACUGUUGGUGACAGUUAUAUCAGUAUUACUCCAUGUGUCAUCAUUAAUUCUGUUUUCACUGGUAUAGCAUUAAUACAUGAUUUGUGUGUAGAUUUAUUACAAACUUGGGUCUCUGAGGGAUUGUACAAAAUAAUAAUAAUAUAUGUUUAUUGUAAUACAAAUGUGAAUGUAUUUUAAAUGGUAGAAAUAUCAGUACAUAAAUGUAUAAUGGUAAGAAAUGAUAAUAGGCCUGUUGUUGCAUCUUGUGAUUUGUUUUAUUACUGUGUCGACGGUUAAUCAUUUCUUUCAUCUUCAUAAUUUAAAAUUGUAAUACCUCACUUUAUAAGUGGUUAUAUUUAUUAAGUGAAAUAUGUAAAAACAUCAAUGAAAUAAUAGUGCUAUCGGUCAAUAGUUCAAAUAGCAGCCCAAAAUUGUAAUUUUCACAUUAGAAGUGGUUAUGUCACUCACAUUUAGAGAAGUUUCAAGAAAAUUACUACUAUUGGAAUAACACCUUUUUUCUUUUUCUUCUUCUGUGUUCAAGCUAUAGUUGAUCAUGCUCUAGAUUUGGAGUCCAGUUGUGAAGAUAAAAAACGCUGUCUCUGUCAAGUCUUCUUUGGAACCGCAAAGCUUGAAAGCCAGUGUUGCUCCAUUUGGUCAGUGCUUUAACUUGGCUUCAGUGCAGAGGGGUCAGAAUUGCAGGAUGUGCCCUGGGGACUGUGGUCCUGUUGAACAUGGACAUUCAUCAGUGUCUGCCAGUUUCAGGUGGUACAUGCAGGGCUCACGCGGCCGGGCGAAGUGAGCCAAAACUUCGCUCUCACCAGCCUGACUUUGCCGUGCUAGUCACCGUACGGCAAAAUCUAUGUCACCUUUUUAAAAAUAGCUUCAUAGAUAAUAAUUAAGUGUGAAUGGCCUGAGAGUUUGAAGAGACACUGGCACCACAAAAUCAUGCGACUGGCAAACAUUUUUUGUAUUGUACACAACAGUGACAAGGUGCAGCAGAUAAGCAAUGUUCACACCUUCACGGAUACUAGUACCCAUUCAGUCUUACAACUCCACAGUGUAUUAAUUAAGAAAUUGUGACUGUGGUACGCAUUUACUUGCCUCUGGGUAAUCUAAGCUUGACCAUGGUAGAUUAAUCUUCUAGGACAAUAUUCUGCAUGGAGUAGACCUAGGUAUUAAAUGAAUGAGAAGACAAACUUGUGAGAGAAUGACUUCUAAACAGUUAAAUUAGUGCUUUUCAAUUACAUUUCAUUAUUUCUGAAGAAUGUGACAUGAGAAAAGGUGAUUUAAAAAAACCUAUAGAGCACAUAGCCAUCAAUUAGCAGUACAGAUGGUAAACAAAUAUAAAAUAAAAUACAGA
This is a messenger RNA of Gigantopelta aegis, 4682 nucleotides long. Its product is annotated as sorting nexin-30-like. NCBI's taxonomy places the organism in Eukaryota, Metazoa, Mollusca, Gastropoda, Neomphalida, Peltospiridae. Gene Ontology annotation, molecular function: phosphatidylinositol binding. The coding region runs from base 5 to 1450 and encodes 481 amino acids. The record is from RefSeq and is a predicted model, not a curated record. The transcript is spliced from 11 exons.